UUCACGAUGGCGGGUCCUGUCAGCUUGCGAGAGCUGCUCAUGGGAGCCUCGGCCUGGAUGGGCUCGGAAAGCCCGGGAGCGUCUCCCACAGAAGGCGGAGGCACCGUAGCUGGCGCAUCGGAGCCUCCGUGGCGAGAGGAUGAGAUCUGCGUGGUGGGAAUCUUCGGCAAGACGGCUCUGCGCCUCAAUUCCGAGAAGUUUUCUCUUGUGAACACCGUGUGCGACCGGCAGGUUUUCCCCCUCUUUCGCCAUCAGGAUCCAGGGGAUCCAGCGCCCGGAAUCAAGCCGGAAGCUGGCGCCGUCGAGGAGGCCGGUGGAGCUGGGGACCCAGGUGCUGCGUCCGGGGAUCCGGUUCGGGGAACUUCAGCUGCUACGGAAGGUAAUCGGACUGAGCCGGGUUCCCAGGACUUCAGCCUUUUGCAGGCCUAUUACAAUCAGGAAAGCAAAGUUCUCUAUCUUCUUCUCACUUCCAUCUGCGACAAUUCACAACUUCUGCGGGCAUGUAGGGCCCUUCAGAGCGGUGAAGCUGGAGGAGGCCUGUCUUUGCCUCAUGCCGAAGCUCACGAGUUCUGGAAGCAUCAGGAGAAGUUACAGUGCCUCAGUCUCCUUUACCUUUUCUCCGUCUGUCAUAUCUUGCUGUUGGUCCAUCCUACUUGUUCCUUUGACAUCACUUAUGAUCGAGUUUUCAGAGCCUUGGAUGGGCUGAGACAAAAAGUACUGCCCCUCCUCAAAACAGCCAUUAAGGAUUGCCCAGUCGGAAAAGACUGGAAGCUAAACUGCCGGCCUUGCCCACCUAGACUUCUUUUCCUCUUUCAAUUGAAUGGAGCCCUCAAGGUGGAACCCCCGCGGAGUCAAGAUACAGCUCAUCCAGACAAACCCAAGAAGCAUUCACCCAAGAGAAGACUGCAGCAUGCACUGGAGGACCAGAUCUAUAGAAUCUUCCGCAAGAGUCGAGUCUUGACUAAUCAGAGUAUCAACUGCCUCUUUACUGUACCUGCCAACCAAGCAUUUGUGUACAUAGUCCCUGGAUGCCAAGAGGAGGACCCAGUAGGCAUGUUACUGGACCAACUUAGGAGUCAUUGUACAGUGAAGGACCCUGACUCCUUGCUGGUGCCUACACCCCUUUCUGGGCCUAGGCGAUACCAGGUGAUGAGGCAGCAUAGCAGACAACAACUUUCCUUCCACAUUGAUAGCACCAGCUCCAGUUCUUCGGGCCAGCUAGUGGAUUUUACUCUUCGGGAAUUCCUAUGGCAGCAUGUGGAGCUGGUCCUAAGCAAGAAAGGUUUUGAUGACAGUGUAGGCAGGAACCCUCAGCCAUCCCAUUUUGAACUUCCCACUUACCAGAAGUGGAUCUCAGCAGCUGCAAAGCUGUACGAAGUGGCUAUUGAUGGGAAAGAAGAGGACUUGGGGUCACCCACUGGGGAGAUAACGUCUAAGAUUUUAAGCAGUAUUAAAGUCUUGGAAGGGUUUUUGGAUAUCGACACAAAAUUCUCAGAAAACCGGUGUCAGAAAGCUUUACCCAUGGCUCAUAGUGCCUACCAGUCAAAUUUGCCUCAUAAUUACACAAUGACAGUCCAUAAGAAUCAGCUUGCCCAGGCUCUUCGAGUGUACAGUCAACAUGCUAGAGGUCCAGCCUUUCAUAAAUAUGCCAUGCAGUUACACGAGGACUGCUACAAGUUUUGGAGCAAUGGCCACCAGCUCUGUGAAGAGAGAAGUUUAACUGAUCAACACUGUGUACAUAAAUUUCACUCAUUACCUAAGUCAGGAGAAAAACCUGAGGCUGAUAGAAAUCCCCCUGUGCUGUAUCACAAUAGCCGAGCUCGAUCCACUGGUGCCUGUAACUGUGGAAGGAAACAAGCACCUCGAGAUGAUCCCUUUGAUAUUAAGGCAGCUAACUAUGACUUCUAUCAGCUUCUGGAAGAAAAAUGUUGUGGGAAGUUGGAUCAUAUCAAUUUUCCAGUAUUUGAACCAAGUACUCCAGAUCCUGCUCCUGCUAAAAAUGAGUCCUCUCCUGCCCCUCCAGAUUCAGAUGCUGAUAAGCUUAAAGAAAAAGAACCUCAAACUCAAGGAGAGAGUACAAGCCUGAGUUUAGCUUUAAGUUUGGGCCAGUCCACAGAUAGCUUAGGUACUUACCCAGCUGAUCCACAAGCAGGAGGAGACAACCCAGAAGUUCAUGGUCAAGGGGAAGUAAAACCUGAGAAGAGACCAAACUUGGUUGAUCGACAGGCAUCCACAGUUGAAUAUCUUCCAGGAAUGCUACAUUCAAAUUGCCCAAAAGGUCUCCUACCCAAAUUCUCAAGUUGGUCUUUGGUUAAACUAGGUCCUGCUAAGUCUUAUAACUUUCAUACAGGUUUGGACCAACAGGGCUUCAUUCCAGGAACAAACUAUCUAAUGCCUUGGGACAUUGUCAUUAGGACUAGAGCUGACGAUGAAGGAGACUUAGACACAAAUUCAUGGCCUGCUCCAAAUAAAGCUAUUCCUGGAAAAAGAAGUGCCAUCGUAAUGGGAAGAGGAAGACGACGAGAUGACAUAGCUCGAGCUUUUGUGGGCUUUGAAUAUGAAGAUUCUCGAGGUCGGAGAUUUAUGUGCUCGGGGCCUGAAAAAAUAAUGAAAGUGAUGGGCAGUGGACCAAAGGAAUCAGCUUUAAAAGCUCUAAAUAGUGAUAUGCCCUUAUAUAUUCUGUCAUCAUCUCAGGGCAGAGGUCUAAAGCCACAUUAUGCUCAACUUAUGAGACUUUUUGUUGUGGUUCCAGAUGCUCCUUUGCAGAUAGUACUCAUGCCUCAGGUUCAGCCAGGUCCACCACCAUGUCCAGUAUUUUAUCCAGAAAAACAAGAAAUCACUCUUCCUCCUGAUGGCCUUUGGGUCUUGAGAUUUCCUUAUGCAUAUGUGACCGAGAGAGGACCUUGUUUCCCUCCUAAGGAAAAUGUACAGUUAAUGAGUUAUAAGGUGCUCCGUGGAGUUCUUAAAGCUGUGACACAAUAAGAGUUUUUCAACCAGUUCAAGCCUUAACCAAAGCUGGUUUUUGGUUUUGGUGUGAGGUUUUUGUGUUGUUGUGGUAUAUGUAUACUGUGUUUUUCCCAAACCCAAAUGUGUUUUGGUUACAGGUUUCAGUAUUUGUAUAAUAAUUCUUUCACUAUUUCAUUACAUUGUUGAUAUUUAUUGCCAAUGGGGUUACAGCUUCCUAAUAAAGACUGGCUUAGUUGUAGA
Molecule: messenger RNA, 3207 nt
Organism: Dipodomys spectabilis (banner-tailed kangaroo rat)
Lineage: Eukaryota; Metazoa; Chordata; Mammalia; Rodentia; Heteromyidae
Gene: Smg8
Product: SMG8 nonsense mediated mRNA decay factor
Exons: 4
Coding region: 7-2982 (991 amino acids)
Biological process (GO): nuclear-transcribed mRNA catabolic process, nonsense-mediated decay
Source: RefSeq, a predicted model, not a curated record